Molecule: messenger RNA, 2099 nt
Organism: Nymphaea colorata (pocket water lily)
Lineage: Eukaryota; Viridiplantae; Streptophyta; Magnoliopsida; Nymphaeales; Nymphaeaceae
Product: endoribonuclease YBEY, chloroplastic-like
Exons: 12
Coding region: 147-1889 (580 amino acids)
Biological process (GO): rRNA processing
Molecular function (GO): metalloendopeptidase activity
Source: RefSeq, a predicted model, not a curated record
CUACAAUUCUGCGUUAUUCGCGCCAUUCUCUUGCUCCCCUUCUUUGCGCCCGCUCGAAAUCGAGAGGCAGCCGAAGCAGAGAAGGAGCUCCCAUCCCCCCCUCUGCGGCCGUCUCAAAUCUCCCGCGAGGUCUUCCGGCAGCUUCAAUGGCUCGAGUGGCCGUCGUGAGAGCUCUCCCGCUGGCGGCGAGGCUUCCGCUCGGUGACCUCCUGCCACUCGUUCGCGUUAGCUACUCUACAUUCCGGCCGUCGUCCUCCUCCUCCCUCUUCUCGGAGCCCCUUCAUUUCGGAUCUUUCUUCACCUGCCGGAGCUCUGAGGCUUUCCCGAGGGUGAGGGCGCCUGGAUGGCCGGUUGCUUCUGUCCGGGGCUUCCGCAAGACUCGGCGGCGCCCAGUCGCGCGGAAGAACCCGUCGAAAGAGAGGCAGUUGGAGCUCGACGUGAAGAUCUGCCUCGAAGAAGAGCUCCCCGAUGAUCCGGAAGUUCUGAGCAUAGCAGAAAUUCUGCGACUAAACGCUCCAAUGGCAAUGAAGAUUGCAUUCGAUGGACUGAAAGAUUCAGAUUAUAAAACAAGAGAUAGAACCAUAAAUGAUGUUGGCAAUUUUGAAAAGGCUGAGCUGUCUAUAAUGCUUUGUAAUGACAAUUUUAUCCGAAAGCUGAACAAGGACUGGCGAGACGAAGACCAUGCUACUGAUGUACUCUCCAUGUCGCAGCAUAUUCCAGGAUUUGACCUACCAAUUCUCAUGUUGGGGGAUAUUGUCAUUUCUGUUGAGACUGCUGCAAGACAAGCUGAAGAAAGAGGUCAUUCACUUCUUGAUGAAAUACGCAUCUUAUUGGUCCAUGGUCUGCUGCAUCUUCUUGGAUUUGAUCAUGAGGUAAGUGAUGAAGCUGAAGCAGAGAUGGAAAAGGAAGAAGAGGUUGUUUUAAAGAGUCUUGGUUGGAAGGGGAAAGGUCUCAUCAAUAGUGCGUAUGAUUCAAUAGCAGAUGAAAUCCAAAGGGCCGAAGAUUCAAAUGGUCAUUAUGUUAAGGAGGCAAAGAAAGAAGGCAGCCUUCGUUUUUAUCAGCCCAAGUUUAAAUAUAUUUUCUGUGAUAUGGAUGGAACGCUUCUUAAUAGCAAGAGUCAAAUUACUCCAAGAAAUGCCAUGGCAUUAAGGGAGGCAAUUUCGAGGGGAGUGAAGGUUGUCAUUGCCACUGGAAAGACACGGCCUGCUGUUAUAAAUGCUCUGAAGACUGUGGACUUGGUGGGGAAGAAUGGUGUUGCUUCUGAGUUCUCGUCAGGUGUCUUUUUGCAGGGUUUGCUAGUUUAUGGUAUGCAAGGCCGUGAGAUUUAUAGAAGAAAUCUGGAUCCAGAUGUUUGCAGGGAGGCCUUUUUGUAUUCUUUGGAGCACAGAGUGCCUCUUAUUGGGUUUAGUCAAGAUCGAUGUGUGACACUGUUUGACGAUCCAUUGAUUGAAUCACUCCACACUGUCUAUUUUGAGCCAAGGGCAGAGGUCAUGCCCUCAGUCGAAGACCUUCUGAGAGCUGUUGACAUUCAGAAAUUGCUCUUCUAUGGCACUGCAGAGAGUGUUUCUACAUCUUUGCGGCCUCAUUGGUCAGAAGCAGUGCAAGAAAGAGCUCGUGUUGUUCAGGCACAGGCUGAUAUGCUGGAAAUUGUUCCACCUGGGACUUCAAAAGGUGAAGGUGUGCGCAUGCUGCUGGACCAUCUUGGUGCUAACACUGACGAGGUCAUGGCCAUAGGUGAUGGUGAAAACGAUAUUGAAAUGCUGAAACUUGCUUCACUGGGAGUUGUGCUUGAAAAUGGUGUAGAUAAGGCUAAAGCAGUUGCAGACGCGACUGCUGCGUCCAAUGAUGAAGAUGGAGUGGCAGAUGCCAUUUACCGCUUUGCUUUCUGAUACAGUAAUUCUUUCAGAAGAUGUUUAUUGUUGCACUGACCGGGAUUUCUUAGUGCAAGUCCCCUAAUUCAAGUGGGGUAUAAUUCUCUCAACCCCACUCAAAGAAGAGAGAAAGAAGCUUAUAGUUUAUGAAAGAUUCAAAUGUAAUAAGAAAUACUAAAUUGCCAGUUUUCCUAUUCAAAAUGGAGGAAGAGAUCUUAUGUUCAAGUA